Messenger RNA from Planococcus citri (citrus mealybug), 5322 nucleotides. RefSeq lists its product as uncharacterized. The record is from RefSeq and is a predicted model, not a curated record. Bases 1 to 5322 code for a protein of 1773 amino acids. Gene Ontology annotation, molecular function: zinc ion binding; nucleic acid binding. NCBI's taxonomy places the organism in Eukaryota, Metazoa, Arthropoda, Insecta, Hemiptera, Pseudococcidae. The transcript has a single exon. Gene Ontology annotation, biological process: DNA integration.
AUGGCUCCUCCAGCUUGUCAAACCGCUGAAGGUGUUCGAAGACUCCGAGACAAUACUAAAGCAACUCUACUUGCUCAUCAGACAUGGGCUCAAAGCGCCUCGGAUAAAUCGACCAGGGAAAUACAAAGACGAAUUCAGCAAAUUGAUGCAAAGUACGCUGAGAUUACGGCACUCAAUGAUGAGUUAUUACUGUUAGACGCGGAUGAAACAAGUGAGUUUAUUAUCGAGAUGGAAGCUGUUUAUCUCGAAUUAAUAUCCAAGUUAGAAACUAUACUAGAUGGUCGUGUGACAAAUGACGUAGAUAAUAAUUCUGCUAUGGGCUCCGAGUACCGUAGUUGUCAUGACGAUGCGCCAACCGUUCGCCUGCCGAAACGCAAUCUACCACAGUUCAGUGAUAAGACUGAAGAUUGGCCAAGCUUUUACCAACGGUUUACAUCCAGUUUACGCUCCUCCAGGCUUACCGAUUUUGAUCGUUUUGAAUACUUGCUAGAUUGUGUUAAAGGUGAGGCUUACGAUUUAAUCAAAGGUAUACCGUUACUUGAAGGAAACUACCAGUCAGCAAUCAAGGUUCUACGUAAACGAUUCGAGAAUAGACGUCUGAAUCUACGCCUGUUCCUGAACAAGUUGUUCCAGUUACCGUCUGCAGCAGACAGCGAUCCGGAUUCUCUUCGUAAGCUGAUUACUACUAUCACCUGUACGGUUCGUGCUCUUGAGAACAUGGACUUUAAGCUCGACCUACUCUCCAGCGAAUUAAUCAGCCAGCUUAUCGUUUCGAAACUCGAUAAGCGUACCCGAGAGCUUUGGGAAAUGACCUUGAGCGAAGAGUUAGCCAAAGCGGACAAAACCGAAGAGGAGCCCGACGACGAUAAACCUAGCUCCUAUACCCAGUUGAUGGAAUUCUUAGAACUCAGACUACGUGUGCUCUCCUCUGUGUUCGUUGGCGAUCGGCCCAAGAAAGAAUCGAGUGAGGCGAAAUCUCAACGUACUCGUACUGCAGCGUUAGUUACUACUACCACAACAGCCAACGGAACGCCGAAUACGCCACCUCCGAAUUCAGCUGGUUCACCUCAGACUACAGCAGCUCCUCGUUCCUGCCCGUGUUGCAACCAGAUACAUCCGUUGUACCAGUGUGCCAACUUCAAAGCUCUCAGUAUUGCAGAUCGCUACAAAAAGGUUCGAGAUGAACGAUUGUGCGUGAACUGCUUCUCAAAGGGUCAUUACGCAGCCCAAUGUCGUUCGAUUCACUGUCGGCAGUGCGACAAGCUCCAUCAUACGUUACUACACUCAGAGUCUACUGUCGACCCGCCGAAGCCUCCGCCUACUGAUCCGUCAUCCGGUACCGGCCCUCAACCGAAUUCAGGUCCUCAGCCAGAUCCGAAGGUCGUAGUCACGGUAGUAUCGAGGCGACGCACCGGCGGCGGCGUGUUACUUGCAACUGCAAUCGUAAUGGCGAAAUCAGCGCACAGUUCGUGUGAGGCGACGAUUCUGCUCGACGGCGCAUCGCACACUUCCUUCGUUACAACACGACUUCAGAAACAGCUCAACUUACCUACUUCACCGUUCAAUGUGACGAUCAGCGGUAUUGGCAGCGCCGCAGCGAAUUCCAGUCUACGUACCAAGGUGCAACUUUCUGCGCAUGAUUCAUCAUUCUCCAUCGACCUCUCGGCGUUAGUGAUUGAUCGAAUUACUGAGCCCCUUCCCUGCGACGCAUUCACCAUUCCUCCAGAAUGGCAGGUGGAAGGUAUAAGGCUCGCUGAUCCGAAGUUUAACGAACCCAAAGAGAUUGACAUACUAAUUGGAGCAGACACAAUGUACGAUAUACUACAACCAGAAUUUCUACGUCGACCGAAUCUACCUGUGUUGCAGAGCUCUCGCUUUGGUUGGUUGUUAGCUGGUCCGUAUUCAGCGCCCAGUUUACCUACCCGUGUACAUUGCUGCAAGGCGACAGUUACCUCCGACGAACUGCACGCUAUAACGCAAUUUCUCGACGCUGACGGUCCACCACGCGAUACCGACAAACGAACUUCCGAUGAACGAGAGUGCGAGCGCAUUUUUGAUGAAACCUACCAACGUGACGAGACCGGACGCUUCAUCGUUGCACUCCCACGUCGCCCAGGGUUGACAGUCGGUGAAUCGCGUAACCAGGCAGUCGCUCAGCUACGACGCACUCGCAUCGAUGACCAGUACCAGCAGUUUAUGACGGAGUACGAAGAUCUCGGUCAUAUGACGCGCUGCGCACCUCCGACUCCAGAUCAAGAAGUAUACUACCUACCGCAUCAUGCAGUAUACCACAACGGUAAAAUUCGAGUGGUAUUCAACGCCUCUGCUCCAUCCAGUAACGGUCUGUCCCUCAACGACAUCAUCUACGUGGGACCGACACUACAGCCGAAGCUUGCGACAAUCAUAACGAGAUUUCGAACGCACGAGUUCGCGUUCACCGGCGAUGUCAUCAAGCUCUACCGACAGAUUCUCCGUGCGAUGAUACACAGAGACCUACAACGAAUUGUAAUGUUCAUCGAUGGUCAGCUUGUUGACUUCCAGCUCAAUACAGUAACUUACGGAGAGGGUUGCGCACCCUAUGACGCGACAAGAUGCCUCAUGCAGCUUGCCAGCGACGGCGAAGCCGAUUUUCCAGCGGCUGCUGAAGUUCUCCGACGCGAAACGUACAUGGAUGACAGCACAUCAGGCGCCGACACAAUUGAAGCGGCGCAACAGCUCCGAGAUGACCUCGUUUCUCUACUUCGAACCGCUGGGAUGGAAUUUUCGCCAUCGAAAUGGCGCGCGAACCAUCCUGCAUUACAGCUACCUAGUUCUGAACCCAUCGAUCCUAAGAUACAAGCGCGUGGCAAUGUACUGGGUAUCGAAUGGGACACAGCCGCUGACACGUUCCUGUUUUCGAAUCUUGCUGAUUUGAAGUCGCCCGAGACUCCAUUUACUCGACGAACUGCACUUUCGUUAGUAGCGAAGAUAUUCGACCCAUUGGGGUGGCUGUCUCCCCUCACCGUUACAGGAAAGUUACUAAUCCAGGAGUUGUGGUUAGAGAAGGCGGAUUGGGACGACCGGAUCUCGCCUAGCAUGCAGCCACGUUUCAACGAAUUUGUUUCGAAGAUCCCAGUUCUUGCAGACAUCAGUAUCGAUCGUUAUCUUGGCACCGGCGACGUCAAACUUAUGCAAUACGAAGUGCAUGGGUUCUCUGAUGCAAGUAAACAAGCGUUCGCUGCGUGCGUCUACAUUCGACAAGUUAACGGACCUGAUGUUACUGUCAGAUUGGUACAAGCAAAGACAUGUGUUGCGCCACGUACCACAGCACGUACGAUUCCUCAGCUGGAGCUGUGCGCCGCUCUUCUUCUUGUCGAAUUACUGAAGGAGGUAUGCAGCGCACUCGACUACCCCAUCAAUCGAUGCAAGUUAUACACAGAUUCAACAAUCGUACUCGCUUACCUGGCAAAGGAUGCCGGUCAUUGGAAGCCGUUCGAGGCUAACCGUGUGCGGAAAAUCACCGAAGUUGUCGCGGUGGACCAGUGGCGACAUAUCCCAGGAGAACUAAAUCCAGCCGAUUUAGCAACACGCGAAGACUCAUUCGAAAAGUUCCUCGCCAACCAACAGCUGUGGUUGUGCGGUCCUGAGUUCCUACAUCAGAUCGACGAUUCCAGCGGUCUAGUCCGCUCAGUUGAUCAUAUUGAUCCAGAUUUCGUAGUCCUAACCACCAGAGUUGCUGUCAACUCUCGACCAGUUUCCCUGAUGGAAUUCAACUUCGUCUUACGUCGUACGUCUCAGCUGUGCGGACUCAAGCAUACCAUCGGCCACAUCGUUCGUCUUGGCCAGCGUAUCCGUGCCCGGAGUCAAGGCCUCCCAGAGCCCACUGGUGCGCUGACAGCAGCUGAACUUAGUCAAGCCUUCGACUGGCUCAUCCGAGUAGCACAGGCUUCCUCCUUUCCAGCCGAAAUCCGUGCACUACAGCAGAGUAAGCCGAUUCCGAAGAAAAGCUCUCUAGUAUCUUUGACUCCGUUCCUCGACGACAAUGGCGUGCUGCGAGUUGGUGGUCGACUUGCUAACGCUGCACUACCCUUUCAUCAGAAACAUCCGAUACUGUUACAUACUACAAGUCGCCUAGCUACGUUAAUCAUACGCGACGCGCAUCACCGCUAUUUUCAUGCUGGAGAAAGAUUCAUCUUGAAUUUUCUACGCUCUCGAUACUGGUUCAAUGGGAACUUGUCUAACGCCAUCAAGAAGUGCAUCCAUACCUGUGCUCGCUGUAUUCGAUUCGCCAUACGACGACCAGAGAUGCCACUGAUGGGAGACCUACCAGCGGUGCGCGUUAACGUAUCCUCACCUUUCCAUGACGUCGGUAUCGAUUAUGCCGGACCUAUCUCGACUCGAGGCAAGGCACGCACUGCUCGUGGCCCUGCACUCACCGUUAAAUCAUACUUCGCUAUCUUUGUGUGCAUGACAACGAAGGCUGUCCAUCUCGAAGUUGUGUCAGAGUUGACUACGGACGCCUUCAUCGCUACCUUACGACGAUUUGCCGCCAGACGCGGUUUUCCACAAUCCAUUACAUCUGAUAACGGCACGAACUUUGUCGGUGCGGAUGCCGAAUUCCAGAAAUGGAUUGCUCGACUUGCCAAGGACGAAGCUGUACAGAAUUUCAGCGCUGACAACGGUUUCCGCUGGGUUUUCAACCCCCCUUCAGCUCCGCACAUGGGCGGACUAUACGAAGCAGCCGUGAAGUCAGCAAAGUACCACUUCAAGCGCGUCGUUGGGACGCAACUGCUGACGUUUGAAGAACUUACCACUUUGUUGGCGCAGAUCGAGUCAAUUUUAAACUCGAGACCGAUUGCGCCCUUAGCUCCGUCUGGUGCUGGAAUCGAAGCACUUACCCCAGCUCAUUUCCUGAUUGGGCGUUCGCUCCUUUCCGCUCCUGGCGAAUACACCGAACCUACUCGACUGAACUUCACCCAGCGCUGGCAUCUCCUCCAGCAACUACGGAAUUCGUUCUGGCCGAAAUGGAGCAAGGAAUAUCUACGAGUACUCCAGCGACGUAACAAGUGGACUAAUGUCUCCACCAGGCCAUUCCAGAUCGGCGAUAUCGUGUUGAUUGCCGACGAAACUUCCGCUCCGUUAUCGUGGCCUCUUGGCCAGGUUACUCGAAUUUUUCCCGGUGCUGAUGGUCGCACCCGGGUCGUUGACCUUCGUACUCGCAACAGUUCAAUACUUAGACGACCAGUUUCGAAAUUGGUCCUACUCGUCGAUCAAGCCGACUUGGAUGAUCAUCCGGCUCUUUCGGGCCCAGCCUCCAUGGACCCGACGGCGGCGGGAUGUUGA